Molecule: messenger RNA, 399 nt
Organism: Phyllopteryx taeniolatus (common seadragon)
Lineage: Eukaryota; Metazoa; Chordata; Actinopteri; Syngnathiformes; Syngnathidae
Product: trypsin-3-like
Exons: 2
Coding region: 1-399 (132 amino acids)
Biological process (GO): proteolysis
Molecular function (GO): serine-type endopeptidase activity
Source: RefSeq, a predicted model, not a curated record
AUGUCCGUCAAAGAAAAGAAAGGAGUAACCUUUAGAGCAGAGCUGUUUGGAACCAUUUGUUCCUCCAUCAACACUCAUUUUCUUUUCUUCUGCAGGAAUUCCUACCCCGGACAGAUUACCUCAAACAUGUUCUGUGCUGUAUUCCAAGAGGGAGGAAAAGACUCCUGCCAAGUUCGAGUAAAAAGAGUCUUCAAGCGAACAAACCAAAACCUUUUGUGCUCACGCUAUAUGUAUUUUGUACUUGUGCAGGGAGACUCUGGUGGCCCUGUGGUGUGUAAUGGCCAGCUUCAGGGUGUCGUGUCCUGGGGUUACGGUUGCGCCCAGAGGAACAAGCCUGGUGUCUACGCCAAGGUCUGCAACUACAACUCCUGGAUUCGCAGCACCAUGUCUUCCAACUAA